GCUGUGGCCGCUGGGUGAGGUCGGAACCUAUUCGUGGACGCACUGGGAAGAGAGUUGUUUACAAACAACAAAAGUGUCAGAAAAACACGAAAUCGUUUCCGAAAAUUAGCAAAUGUAGCACAUCGUUCAUUUCCUCAACAGUAUGGAGGAUCAUAACGGUCUUUAGCGAAUACAAAUGACAUCCUGAGUGAUAUUUUCAGUGUGUAUGUGGGGGCAGUGAUAUAAAGCUGAGCAGGUGCAGUCUCUAGGUUACAAAGAGGUGUUGGCUGUGGGCAGUCGGCAGGACACAUGGCAGAGGACGGCAACAAGCUGACACUGAGGCGCCUGGAGGCACCAAUCCACAAGUUCAUUAAAGUGGCUCUACCCACGGACCUGGAGAGGCUGCAGAAACACCACAAUAACAUACUGAAGUACCAACAAAGCCAGCAAUGGGACCGGCUUCAUCUGGAGCAUAUUAAUGCCAGCAGAACUGUUCAGCAGUUGAGAGCUAACGUCAGAGAGAUGGAGAAGCUGUGCAAACGGGUUCGUGCCGAAGACGCUGCCGCUUUGGAAGCGCUCGUCAGGCCAGUCAGAGAUCGGGCAUCAGCCGCCGUACGAGACUUCCUGUGUUUGCACUCUAACCCCGUGCCUCAGCCGGCGCCAGCAACACCACCUGCCGCUCAGCCAUCCAGCUGUGUGUCCAGCAGUUGCCACGCUGAUGACAAUAUGUGCGAGCAGCCAGUAUCUAGCAGGCAAAUUCAGCUACACCUCCCAGAAAUCCCUGCUGAUCAGAGUGCGGUUGAGUCCUGGGACAACCUGGAAGAGGGUCUGAAGGCACUGAGUGGUUUGGUGACGGAAUUUUCUCUCAUCGUCCAUUCCCAGCAGGAGAAGAUUGACAGCAUAGAGGACAACGUCAACACAGCCGCUGCCAACGUGGAGGAGGGGACCAAGAGCCUGGGGAAGGCGGUUGGCUACAAGUUGAUGGUGUUGCCGGUUGCUGGCGCGUUGCUGGGCGGUGUGUUAGGAGGUCCACUCGGCCUGCUGGCUGGGUUCAAAGUCGCAGGGGUGGCUGCGGCUCUGGGAGGCGGGGCCCUGGGGUUUGCAGGCGGCAACCUGGUCCAGAAACACCGCAAAGCCCGAGUGGAUCUACAGAUGAAACAACUGACGGCACCGCCACCAGAACCAGAGUCAAACAAGGACAAAUGACCCGACAGUUCUGGUUACCUAAUCACAAGGCUCCAGGGUUGACUGACCAAUCAGAAGCACACACUAGAACGAACAAACGGUGUCACAAUGCCUUAAAAAGACUCAACAUAACACGUCAUCAGGCUUUGCCGUCGACAUGCACUGUUGUACAACAGUUCUGCGUUAACAGCUUGAUGUUCGGGUGUGAGUGGUUUGUCUGUGAGGACGUUCAUCUCAGUUUAUACACACAACUGACUUUUUAAUUCUGAAAGCAGUUGUUUUCACUACAUAUUUGAGUGUGUGUCUAUGUCAGCAUGACAUCACAUCUCUUAACUAAAAAAGAAAUAUUUGUCACCAAAUAAAUUAAUUUAACACCUCAAACAUUCUGUCAGAUGCCAUCACUAAAGCCUCAGUAAUACUUUACGCAGGGAUGGUGUGACGUCACUUUGGCAGUGUGAACCGGUGCAUGAAUCAUGCCGUUUAUUAGGACAUCGUUUACUCCUCGAGCUAGCAUCUUUUUUUUUUCAUAUUUGUCACCAGUGAUUGCGUCUGUGAUCAUGCCUCAAUAUUCCUUUAUGCAGAAAAUAAUAUCCCAACGUGAACAGCUGCACUGAUGAUUACAAUGAUAUAUGGAGACAAAAAAAUGUGGUGGUAUGUUCAAUUAAAGUGGAUAGGCUUCAAUGUUUGCAUAAAUUAUACUGUUUAUAGAUACUGACCUGCUUUUGCAACGUGCGAGAGCAAAACUGCACAUAAAGCACCAAAGUGCCACUGUCCAGGUCACUUCAGGGACUGGAGUGGAACAACCUGCCAUGUAUUGAUUGUACUGAUGCAAAUAAAACAUUUUUCAAUGUCAUUCGUUGGAUAAAUAUCAGAGGUCAGAGGGACCUGACAUACAAAGCAUCAGACAACACAGUAUUCUGUAAAAUGUUUUUUAAUUUACCUUUUCAUUAUUUUUUUACUCUUCUUCCCCUCUGAGAUGACUGGUUUUAGAAAUGGCCUCACGCUCCCCCCCUGUUGCUCUUCUGUAUGUGGGCUGAUAUGUCACUAUGCAGGCAUCUGGUGGCCUCUAUGGAAGGGCAGGGAUGCACAGUACAAACGUAGCAAUGGUUCCCCACGCUCUUAAUCUGGAUUAAUUCACACUCAAGAGGAUCUCAGGGAGCUGGACUUGUACCAAAACCUCAAAGACAUAUAAAGAGACAAAACCAGUUUUAAGAGAAGUUGUAUAAAGUGGCAGACUGUAAAUUUCCACCGUUCAUCGCAUGGGUUUCCCCCUCUUGUCUCGGCUUUUUAAAGCACUGGGAAGGACGCAGUCUUUAUCUCCCCUGGCAUGACGACACAUUUGACAAGAGGUAACAGCAAAAAAACAGCCAUUUCAUAAAUUCAGAAUAAUUUGAAAUUACAUCGUUGCAAAAAAAUGGUUUUCCUCCAUUUGAUUCCUGGGAGCACAACUCGGAGGUGUUACGGCAAAUACUGCGCCUUUAAAAAGGUAUCGAGCCCCCUUUGACGUUGCAUGUUUUACAGUAGUGGAGGUAAUCAGCAUUUUAGCCACUGAACGGAAAAAUAAGACGUUCAGAUUUCUUGGGUACAAAAUUGAAAACAAAAUCCCAAUUGCACAAGUUUUCAUGUCCUUCAAGACGUAAAAGAGGCACCUUUGCCAACAGUUACAGCCUUAAGUCGACUUCAAUAGGACUGUAACAGUUUUACACUAAUUAUUUCACAUUCUUCUUUUAAAUGCCGUGUAGAUUUGGCUUUAUGUUUGGGGUUGUGGAUAAAUAUCUAUAGCUGCACAAAUAUAACCUUCCACCGCCACACGCCGCCCAGGGCCGGCUGCCGAGAAGCCUCCACACAGCAUGAUGCUGCCACCACCAGGCUUCAUGGUAGGGAGGAUGUGCUUCUUGGUGUUUUGCAGUUUUAAGCUUUACUAAACACAGAAUUUAGUAUCAUGGCCAGAAGGCUCAUUCGCUUUGACAUUUUAGUAUUUUCUGUUAAUCGUAGAGAAAUCCUAAUUACAUCCACUGUGAUUCAAAACAGUGACGCAUAAUAAGGUCCGAGGGGGCAAUACAUUUUAUAAGUACUGUAAGAGACGUGAUCUAGAACCAUUUAGUACCAGGGAGAGAAGGGGUGCAUCUCAAUAGGCUGGAGUAGCUUGGUCUCUUUAUCUUCUGUGACAAGUCAUGGUUUGAAGUUGUGUGACCACUACCAAGCAUUUCAAAUUGUAGUUUUCUAUUCCUUCAGAAUGUGUGUGGAGAAGAUAUGGAGAUAAAGCUACUUCAAACAGGUAUAUUGUUAUAACUUACAAAUUUACAAAUGAACUAAACUAGAGUUGGUCAUAUUGAGAUGCAGUCAUGAGGUUAGAGAGACUAAGCAACAAGCAUCUCCCGUCAGACAGGCUGAACUGGACUACCCACAGAUAAGAACCGUUACGACUGGAGUGAGGGAACUGCUGUUAGUUUUCACUACAAAAAGCCGGAAUAAAGAAAGGAAUAAAAUAAAGAAAACUCUGCAUUUAAUUUAGACCAAAAAUGAGACUCCAUGCAGCACAAACAUAUUUACAAGCUCCAAACAAAUCAAAGUAAAAACACUUCUUUUGAUGUCCUAUUGCCCCUAACACCCGCCCACACACGAUUUCUUCUUUACACCCCCCGCCCCCUUCCUUUUGAUCCAAAAUAAAAACUGUACGUGAAAGAGUUAUGAAAAUAUAGGUUAUUCCAACAUGGUUGUGUCGUGGACUGAACUCCUUCU
This is a messenger RNA of Anarrhichthys ocellatus (wolf-eel), 3906 nucleotides long. RefSeq names its product syntaxin 17 (gene stx17). The record is from RefSeq and is a predicted model, not a curated record. Lineage: Eukaryota; Metazoa; Chordata; Actinopteri; Perciformes; Anarhichadidae. Gene Ontology annotation, molecular function: SNARE binding; SNAP receptor activity. The coding region runs from base 289 to 1185 and encodes 298 amino acids. Gene Ontology annotation, cellular component: plasma membrane; autophagosome membrane; endomembrane system. Gene Ontology annotation, biological process: exocytosis; vesicle fusion; intracellular protein transport. The transcript is spliced from 7 exons.